AAACGGAGGGCCCAUUUUGUUUUUUUUUUUGUUUUGUUUCAGUAGCCCAACUUCACUUGCCCCCCUCUUUCCUUGGAAAGUGAAGUCGCAACCUAGAGGCGGAGAGAGGAAGAGAGACAGAGAGUCCAUAGAGCUGCUGGAAGGUGGAGCGUCUCAGGCGAGGAUCGUCACAGUUCCAGGAAACCAACUCACCAAGCAUGACCUGUAGACAAAACAGGCCGCUCUUUUAGAGUGAGGAUCAGAGGCAAAACCUCUGGGACGCAGAAAGUCUCCAAAACCCUCUAAUGAGAUGGAAAAACCUUGCGGCCGAGCCAGGUCCCCUAGAGUUGCCAAAUCAAGGUCUUCUGAAUCUCCCUCACAUUCGCCCCGUAGCAAAAGGCUAAGGAGAGCCAAAUCUGAGAAAGAGUCUGAAAGGAUAGGCGACAGGGAUCACGAUAAAAAUCACCUGAGGGGGAGUGACAGGUCCAGGCGACGGGAAACGGAAUCCGACAGACAUGGUCCAUCUGAUAGAAGAGAACGAAGAUCUGGAAGGGAUGAUAGUGCUUAUAAUAACCAGUCUUCGAAGUCCAGGCAUGGAAGGUCGGCUUCUCCAUCUGACUAUUCCCACAAGCGUCACCAAAGAUCUCGGUCACCUGCACCUGCAAAUAGGAGAGAACACGAUGAGGGGACACAGACGAGAGGCGAUGAUCACAGGAAUAUUAGCAAUGAUUCACUGGCUAAGAUGAAGGCAGCUGAGGAGGCACUUCAUUCAAAGGAGAAGGCAGUGGAAAAGCCUUCAUUUGAGCUCUCUGGAAAGCUGGCUGCAGAGACUAAUAGAGUUAGAGGCAUAACACUACUUUUCAAUGAGCCUCCAGAGGCUAGAAAACCAAAUAUAAGGUGGAGAUUGUAUGUCCUUAAGAAUGGCGAUGUGCUUAAUGAGCCCCUAUAUGUGCAUCGUCAAAGUUGUUAUCUGUUUGGGAGAGAAAGAAGGGUUGCAGACAUUCCUACAGACCACCCAUCUUGCAGCAAGCAACAUGCUGUUCUUCAGUAUAGGCAAGUCGAGACGGAGAAUUCUGAUGGUACUUUGUCCAAGCAAGUGAAGCCAUACAUAAUGGAUCUUGGGAGCACAAAUGGAACUUUCAUUAAUGAGGACCGGAUUGAACCUCAAAGAUACUAUGAACUCUUAGAGAAAGACAAUAUAAGGUUUGGCAAUAGCAGCCGUAUGUACGUCCUGCUUCAUGAGAACUCUGCCGGAUGAUGUUUGUUGAUUGACCAGCUGGAGGGUGCCAUAGAGGUGGAAAUCGAACAUUUUGCAGGAAAGGAAAGAUCAGCAUGGUGAUUAUUGUGGUAGUAUUUGUUUGCUUAUAAGAGAGAACAUCAAUGACUUUGUGUGACAAAAAGUGCAACUCUUUAGAUUUGGUGUUGACUCUCUUUUUUCUAUUGAAUAUUUUCUGUUAGGGGUCAGGUUAAUGUCAUUUCUCCCAGAAGGUGGUAAGGGGAUUAAGACAGUGACUUGUGUGUAUGGGCUGUUUCGGUUGUAAGUUGUAACUCACCAAAACCUGUAUGACAUUGGUGUGGAGGAGUAGAUUUUUAUUGACAGACGUAUGAAUAGAUCAGUAGACUUUUAAUUGACAGUCACUAUGAAGGGUAAAGAGAGCGUUAUAACUCACAUUGG
Molecule: messenger RNA, 1654 nt
Organism: Cuscuta campestris
Lineage: Eukaryota; Viridiplantae; Streptophyta; Magnoliopsida; Solanales; Convolvulaceae
Source: the annotation of a GenBank genome assembly